AUUUAUUACCAAAUGAUGCAUGCCCACGUGUGUCUUCAUUCUACUCCACUAACGUAUGUCAUUACUUUAUCGACCGCAGGAUAUGAAAAAGAACGUCAGGAUGGAUCUCCGUAUCGAGAUCACAAAUGAAAUUCGAGAGGAAUAUGAGAGAUCUGCUGAGCAAGAAGCGGCCAUCUACCAGUUCGAGAUUGAGGAGCUCAAGACGGCACUGGAGAAGGAAAAGCGGGAAAAGGAGCAGCUGAAGAGCGUCCUGGACGAAUUUGAGUCGAGCCUCGCGGAUAUUGCAGUGAGCACGGCAACAGAAAUCCAGAUGAUCAAGGAGCAAAAUGCAAAGUUGACAGUGACUAAAGAGGAGACCGAAGAGGCGUUUGUGCUUCUCAAAACGCGAUACGAUGAGCUGAAGGACCUCAAUUUCAAGCAUGUCGAGAAUGAAAUGAUAUUGAGGAGGGCUAUUGAAACUCUGAAGCAGGACUUUGAGACGAGUGACAGUCGAUAUGAAAGCCUGAAGAGCCAUGCGGAUGCAAAGCUGCUGCAAGCAAGUCAAGAGAUGGAGCAGGCACGGAUAGUGUACGACAGCGAGAUUGCGAUGCUGAAAGCUCAGCUGGGUCGACAGGAGAUGCAGAUGCGCACGCUUGAGCAGGCACUCGAGAUCAAGAACAAAGAGAACGAGGAUCUAAUCCUCUUCUCAGAGGAGUUGAUUGCGAAGCUUAGUUAGCGUGACCAUUGCAUACAGCACACUAUGUAACAUAUUAUCAAAUAAACUAUCAUCUCAAUGAGUG
Messenger RNA from Gamsiella multidivaricata, 779 nucleotides. RefSeq lists its product as uncharacterized. The coding region runs from base 56 to 715 and encodes 219 amino acids. Gene Ontology annotation, cellular component: cytoplasm. Gene Ontology annotation, biological process: mitotic spindle organization; cell population proliferation. The record is from RefSeq and is a predicted model, not a curated record. NCBI's taxonomy places the organism in Eukaryota, Fungi, Mortierellomycota, Mortierellomycetes, Mortierellales, Mortierellaceae. The transcript has 4 exons.